UGUCAGCUAUGUCACCCAGUUCCCACACAUUAUUAUUUUCCUGCAUGACUCUUCAUACCUUGUCUGCGUUUCCCAGGCAGGUCUGCAGGAAAGAUGCUGGUGCUGAACUGUUCCAUGAAGCUGCAGAUGCUGGAGAAAACGUUAAUAUUAAGCUUCCCUGAGUCCCUCAAGGUUUAUGGAGCUCUGAUGAAUAUCAACCGAGGGAAUCCCUUCAGGAAGGAAGUGGUGGUGGACUCGUGGCCAAACUUCAAAGCUGUUAUCACCCGGCCACAGAGGGAGAAUUGCAGGGAUAACCUUGACCAUUACACCAAUGCAUAUGCAGUUUUCUACAAGGAGGUACAGGUUUACAAAGAGCUACUGGAAAACACAAACACCAUAAACUGGGGACAAAUUUUUCAGAUACAAGGGCUCCAGGAAGGAAUAUGUGAAGUAUCCAGAACUGUGGCUUUAUCUAAGCAGGUAGAUGUGAAAACAUCCUCUUUCCAGAUGGUUAUUCAUUCAGACCCAGAUACACUGCCAGAUGUCAGAUUUCGGAUGGACCCUAAAUUAACACUGGCUUACCUGGACAUCUCCCAUGCCAGCCUGCUCAAUGAAACCUGGUCACGGGGAGGCAAUCCAAGGUGCCAGCAGUACCUUGCUAACCUCAUUUGCUGCUUCCCCAGUGUCUGUAUCUUGGAUGACAAAGGACGUCCCCUCUCCUGGAGCCUGACAGACCAGUUUGCCACCAUGAUUCACAGUUAUACUCUUCCAGAGCAUCGGAGGAAGGGUUAUAGCAGGCUUGUGGCUACCACUUUAGCUAAGAAAAUGCAUAGCCGUGGCUUUCCGGCACAGGGCAAUGUCAUGGAGACGAAUAUACCAUCUGUAACAUUGCUGAAAAGCAUGAAUGCCCAGUUUCUUCCCUGCUCAUUUUUCAGAGUGAUUCACACACCUCUUCAUUUUUUAGCCAAACCUCACUUAUAGCUCUGCACUCAUCUCCAUUCUUUGUGCACUAUAGGAAUUAUUUGGUGACAUUUAGCAACUUGAGUUACAUCAGAAUUCAGACAAGAAGAUCCUGUUUUAAGCCUAAAAUCAAACCUGGUAAUUGCUUGUGACUUCUCUGCUGCUGGCAAACUGCUUGUGGCAAAUCCAAAAGACUUAGGAAUGGAUGUAAGGUUAAUAGUUUUGUUGUAAUUCACCUGUACUUGAUAUUUCCUUUGUACUGCCUCUGACUGAAGAAUUAUUCUUUCUGUAUAACCUCUGUAUAACCAUCUUCUGGGAUACCUACAACAGAAUCCUUGGACAUCUCUAACCCUAUCUGUCUUGCUUGGUACCAGACCUCAAGCCUCUCCUUUCCCUUGGAUAGCCUAAAAGAGAUUAGCCUGUGAAUGUAAG
Messenger RNA from Struthio camelus australis, 1371 nucleotides. RefSeq names its product glycine-N-acyltransferase like 3 (gene GLYATL3). The record is from RefSeq and is a predicted model, not a curated record. Gene Ontology annotation, molecular function: glycine N-acyltransferase activity. Gene Ontology annotation, cellular component: mitochondrion. NCBI's taxonomy places the organism in Eukaryota, Metazoa, Chordata, Aves, Struthioniformes, Struthionidae.